Molecule: messenger RNA, 1339 nt
Organism: Cuscuta campestris
Lineage: Eukaryota; Viridiplantae; Streptophyta; Magnoliopsida; Solanales; Convolvulaceae
Source: the annotation of a GenBank genome assembly
AUCCAUUUAGAGGCUUAGAAAGAAACACAACCUUAUCCACUCAACUGCGAAUGAGCAGCUUCUCUGUAAGUGAGAAGUGAGAGGAAUACGUGAUUAAAGGAAGAAAAGGCACGACCAUAAACAUUUGACGAGCAGCAGUGGGCGAAGAACAUCCUAUUCGAGGGGUCAUGGAUGAAACCGUGGAGGAUAAUGAUAAGAAGUUCCUUGAUUAUGGUGUUGCUGGCCAUAUUAAAAAAACCGUUUACGGACCCGCAGCAAGCCUUCCCCGACGCCUGAAGCGUUAUCGCGUGAUGAAUCGAUCUGAAUAUGCCAUCUACAACAAAAAAGUUAACGAUUCUGGGGGAUACAAUGUUGAUGGUUGUUCCGGCUCAUUACCUGGAAGGAUUUUCCCGGUUCUACCCACCUCUUGUGACUGGGAACCAGCUGAAUUGGCUGCUCAAUUUGCUGCUCUGAAACAAGCCGAGGAUGGGGGAAUACCUUUGGAGUACAAACAGCUUCUGAAAGUUAACAUUCAAGGAGUUUGUGGGACCAUGUAUUAUUUGACAUUCACAGCUUGUGAUACUAUUGAUGGUAGGGAAAAAAUAUUUAAUGCAAAAGUGUUGUUUUCCGCACAAGACAAACAUUUGCAUCUAAAGGAAUUCAAGGUUGACAAUGACCCCAAUAAAUCUGCUGAAAAGAUGCGCAACGAGGUUGUUGGCGUGCUAGAAAAAAUCUCUGCCUUUCGAAAGGAAAAUCCUCACUUGUUUCCUAGUCCCCCCCCACCAAGAUCACCGCCCCCCGAGAGAAAAUCGCUGGUCAUAUACAAAGAACCAAGAAAAGGGGAGCUCGCUGCCACUGCUUUCCGUAUCUUCUUGAAAGAAAUGAGGAGUCAAAACCCCACAUGGAAGUAUGCAAAGGUCAAGAAAGCUGCUUCAAGAAAGUGGAAGUCAUUAUUUAUCGGCCAUAAGGCCCCUUACAUGAGAAAGGCACAGAAUCAGAUUUUUAAAAAGUUGACAGCCUCAUUGGAUCCGGAUUGUAUUAUGCCACCAGGCCAUGAUGACGAUUCCAGCUAGAGAGCCUGUCAUAUGUAUCUUUUCCUUUAUGUGAUUGCAGAUUUGUGGGAUUUGCUUGAAGCAACUCCAAGGAAUGGGGAUUUGCAAUGCUAUACUAUGCUCAUGAUUUUGAAACAAUUCAUUUGGAGGUUGCGUGCUCAAUCUCCCGUUUUACCUUUUGGGUUAAAAUUUGUAUUUCCGCUAAACUCUGAGUUUUUAAAUCUAUCCUUUUGAUAUCUACUCAUCGAUGUACUUAGUGUUAUGAUUACUAAUGCCUUGUAUGAUUUGAAUAAGAGUGGACUGCAGUA